GGCUCUGCACUGAGCCAUCUCGCCAUCGACGCGAAAUGCGCGAGGUUUGCUGGCAGCCACCCUUGUGACGACGAAGACCAGGAAGGUGGAGUCAGAGAAGAAGAUGAAGGAAGUGCGGCCGUCGAGGAAGAAAUCGCCGCUGAAGGAAAUGAAGCAGAUGAGGGUGGCUUCCUUAGUGACGAGAGCGGAGCAGGAGAUGCGCGAUGUUGCUCAGCCUCUGGCUUUCACUCGUCCGGAGCGCCACCCACUGCCGGAGAUGGAGCAGCCGACAAUUGCGAAGAAGCAGGGUGGUGGGGAUGUCCCUGCUGCCGCAUACCUUGGGUCGCCUAGGGUUACACGAGCGGAUCAACAAGGAGAAACUCGGUUGGGUCGGGUUCACUGGACUGAGUGGACCGUGAUGCCAAGGGGAGCAGGCCGAGUCGGCCUGGGAUUCGGGCCACGACCAAGAAAGAAGUGGCCCAAGGGAGAGAAGUCCGGUGGUGGACUAGCUGCACAUAAUCUGAGCGAUCAAGGGAACAGGAGGAUCACAACGAGUGCAUUCAGUUCUGACCGGAUUGCAUGGACAAACCAUCGGGGAUCGGGCCAAAGUGAGGAGUUGGAGUUUUGGUUUCCACUUCAAAGCUCAAUCACAUGACCCAUGCAUCCCUGCAACAAGUUCAUUGCCGAGGGCCGAGGGAGUAUCGCCGAGUGUGGGAGAUCAAGGUGAGCUGGACAGAAACUCCAAAGAAGAUAUAUGUUUGUUUAAAUUGUCAUGUCCCGUGGGACUUGUUUACAGGUGGAAGAGUGGGGAAUAUGGAGAUACUACCUGGUGGUUUUUCUUGGGGCAGUAGUUGGAGUUGAUGGGAAAAUCUUGGUCGAAAUUGGCGGAAAGAAUGCACAGUUCAAGCUUGGGUGGCAAGCUCAAGGAGAUGAUUCGAGGGGUGUUAGCUCCAUUAUAGGAGUAAAAUCACAUGGAUGGG
Molecule: messenger RNA, 959 nt
Organism: Linum trigynum
Lineage: Eukaryota; Viridiplantae; Streptophyta; Magnoliopsida; Malpighiales; Linaceae
Source: the annotation of a GenBank genome assembly